Dalotia coriaria is the source of this 2360-nucleotide messenger RNA. Its product is annotated as chymotrypsin-2-like. The record is from RefSeq and is a predicted model, not a curated record. Gene Ontology annotation, biological process: proteolysis. Gene Ontology annotation, molecular function: serine-type endopeptidase activity. NCBI's taxonomy places the organism in Eukaryota, Metazoa, Arthropoda, Insecta, Coleoptera, Staphylinidae. Bases 126 to 905 code for a protein of 259 amino acids. The transcript is spliced from 4 exons.
GUUUACCCAGUGAUAAUCAAAAAGCGGCGUGACACCCGAAAUUGUGCGUUUUAAACAAUAUUAUCGCUAAUCAGAAGCGAGCAGUUCCUUUCUCCGAUCAGAUGUCGAAGUGAUAACCUGAGAUAAUGGCGCGUGCGAUUCCAUCUUUUGUUUUAGUUGCAACGGUCGCCAUCUUGUCUAGUAUUGCGCCAUGUGAUGGCGGGGUGAUACAAAAUGGUGGAAAAUCACGACCGCCAAGAGUCGUUGGAGGAUAUAAUGCCACCGAAGGACAAUUUAAAUACGUCGCAUCCUUGCAAGUCUUCAAUAAGUUACAUUAUUGUGGUGGUGCCAUUAUUUCACAUCGUACAAUCCUCACAGCUGCACAUUGUGCGAAAAACUAUGAUGUAUACGCCAUGAUUGGUAGUAUAUACUAUCAGGACUACACUGCAAAACGGUACCACGUCAAGGAGUUUAUAAAACAUGAAGAUUUUGAUCCUGUGACCUUGAAUUAUGACAUUGCUUUGGCAAUACUCAAUGAAAGCAUAGAUUUUGACGAUGAUGUCGAACCGAUUCCUUUGGUAACAAGAAAAUCCCACGUGGGGGAAAGAAUGGUCCUUAGCGGAUGGGGAUAUACAAACACCCCGCCCCCAGCACAGGUCCCACCCAAUCAGAUGCAAUGGAUGCAGACAAAUGUAGUGACUGAAAGUAUCUGUGACGAUUUCCAUCCGGAUGUUGACACGAAUGUUUGUGUGUUUGAAUCGAAAGAUCAUGGAAUCUGUUCGGGGGAUUCCGGGGGACCAUUGGUCAAUGGCGACGGGGAAUUGGUGGGGGUUAUAUCCGCCGGAUAUGCGUGCGCGUUGGGUUAUCCUGACAGCUGUACAGAUGUUUAUAUGUUAAAGGAUUGGAUUAUUAAACAUAGUGUCUGAUAAGUUGACCUUCAUUUGCCUCAACUAGUAUUUCCCUCCACCAUUUUGCUUUGUGUGUAACAGCUGCACAUGAAGCACGAAACCAGUUGUUGUUAGUGUCUCGAUACUUACGCACGCCAUAGAAUAUAGAAUAAAUUAAUCUAACAUUAAAUUAACGCGUAUUUAAUUAAUUAAUCAAUAAUCAAUGUGAUAAUGUGAUAAUUUCCAUGUUUUCGCAUAAUUUCCCAGUGAUGCACUAUAAAUGAUAAAUAAAACGCUUGAACUUUGCGCGUUGUGAAUAAAAUUAGAACGAAGCAUCAAGUCACGUAGAACUAAUCGGGAAUAAUCAAUUGUACGCAUCAACACGCACAUUUAAUUAAUCAUCCAUUUUGCUGACAAUAAUGAGGGAAUGCGAGAAAUGUGCGACAUGUGUGAGGUUUGGAAUGAGUCAAAUCCUGCGUCGAACAAAGCGUGGCGAUGAUAAAAAAUACGUACGAGUAGUACACAUUUAAUUUGAAUAAAACGCGAGCGACAGACGCAAGUGUAAAGUGUGAGCGCGCGCGUUUCCUAAAUCAAUGUUUUGUGCGUUAUUUAACAGUUUGAAAGGUCAGAUUGUGUGCUUUGGCAUGAUGAAGCACUUUGGAAAUGUCGAAACAAUUGUGAUGUUUAUUCUGUGUUUAAAUUUAGUACACAAAAACAAUGGAAUACCAAAGGAGGCAUUCAUGAGUGAUAAAUUUAUAGUUGGACGCAUUGCAGAAUUGGAGGAUUUUCCUUUCAUGGCGUCUUUGAGGAUCAAAUCGGUGCAUUAUUGCGCGUCGACGAUUAUUCACCCGAAAUGGGCCAUUACUGCAGCGCAAUGCUACCAAAUAGUGCCAUUUUCUGACUACACAAUUGUCUCAUCCACACAACAAUUAAACUACAAUUCUGGUCUGGAACACAAAGUAAUCAAUAUAACUCUAAGUCCAGAUGGGGAUUUGGCUCUGCUUGAAAUCGCAGACACUUUUAAAGAAACCCCAGCGAUUCUAACGAAAAACAUGCUUGGAAACUUUGAAUUGGGAAUAAUCGUUGGCUGGGGUUUCACUGCAACGCCAGGAACUACUCCAAAAGACCUCCGAAUGGUUUACCUUCGAAUAAUGCAGGAUUCAGAGUGUAAUGUUAGAUAUAAUGAUUACAAACCUAAAGCUGGUUUGAUUUGCAUGAUGCCAAAGUCAAAACAUCUCGGGAUUUGUACAGGAGAUGUUGGUGCACCGUUAGUAGCGAAUGGAAAAGUGUAUGCUGUGGCUGCAUGGCGAAAAAACUGUCUGGACAAUGGUCCUGAAGUAUUUUAUAGUUUACCUUAUCGAUACCAGUGGAUAACCAGUGUGAUUAUGUGAUACAUGACAAAUUUGUGAUUUGUACAAAGACUAUUCUAUUUAAUAAUUGGAAUUAUAUAUUUUACUGACUCAACAUUACAUAAAAACAGGUAUGAUAACUUAA